UCAUACCAAGGACAGACCUUACUUUUGGGAACGGGCAAACACUGAAUCCGCCAACAUUCACUGUGACACCCAAUAGCGAAAUAUUUGACAAACAGUCCUCCCUGUCGUUGCCACUGCAUGAGGAGGCACCAAGAACAAAAACGGGUCCUCUGCUCUGAAUCACUGCUGAACAAGGCUGUGCUUAUGGCGUCAGUCAGAUCAUUCUCAGAUGAUCUUGGGCGAAAGGCAGGCUACACCCUGGACUGGUCGGAUGAACAUUCCGUCACUGAGCAGAAACUGAAACCACCGUGCCUGCGCAGCAGUCACGUUCCCCUACACUGAGGACAGGCAUCACCAAAGACGAGGAGCCCUGCAUUAUGCGGAGGAGUGACAACUAUUGGCCAGUUCCCAGUGAGGAGAAGAACGUCGAUAUGGACAACACCAAGGCCCAGAGUGACAACUCCAUACCAAUGAAAAAUCUGAACGCUGAAGGCAGAGCAUCAUUGCGUCCUCAGUUUGGCCCAUACUUUGCCGAUGGCGAGCGGCGAGUGGACUACGUGCUUGCGUACCACAUCCAGAAACCCAACAGGUCUAGCAGCAGAAAAUCACCCAAGUUUGGAGACGACAACUUCAUUCGCCGCCUUCGACGUAGCUUGAGCAUGAGAAGCAGCCGCGCACCUUUACAGCCCAAAGAAGACCCUGAGAUUGCUGCCCAAGAGCAACAGACUGAUUACCAUGAGGAUGAAAAGCGAUUCAGGCGGGAAGAGUUUGUGGAAAACCUCCUGAAGACUGGCUUGGAAGUAGAAAAGGCUGACGAGUGCAAGAUCCCUGGAAUUGGCUUUUUGAAGAUCCAUGCCCCAUGGAAUGUUCUGUGUCGGGAGGCUGAGUUCAUGAAGCUCAAGAUUCCAACAAACAAGGUUUUUGAGAUUAAACAAGGAAAUAAUAUUGUUGAAAAGGUCCGACUGUUCAUUCACAAAGUCACAUCUCCUUUGCACCCAAAAGUGGACACCAAUAAGUCACCAAGUGUGAAAUCACUCUCUCAUCCUUUUUCCAGAGAGAAGGAGCACCUAUUUGAUCUAUCUGACAGAGAUCAUGUCUUUGACAGCAGGACGAGGAGUUUCAUUGUGUAUGAAGUGCUCAAAAGGACAAGAUGCACCAGGGCCAUGUACUCAAUGGGGAUCACCAGUUUGCUUGCCAAUGGCGUUUAUACAGCUGCUUAUCCUCCUCAUGAUGGGGACAUAGAGGGAGUCAAUGCGGAACCUAAUGACAGAAAGACACUAUAUGAGGAAUGGGCCAGCUACAGUGUCUUCUACAAGUACCAGCCCAUUGGACUAAUUAGGAAGUAUUUCGGGGAGAAGGUUGGACUGUACUUUGCCUGGCUCGGAGUCUACACACAGAUGUUAAUCCCUGCUGCCAUUGUUGGAGUAAUUGUAUUCCUCUAUGGAUGUGCCACUAUUGAUGAUAAUGUACCAAGUAUGGAGAUUUGUGAUCCGAGGAACAACAUCACCAUGUGCCCACUUUGUGAUCGCGCUUGCGGCUACUGGAAACUCGUGACAGCUUGUGGCACUGCCCGAGCAAGCCACCUCUUCGACAACCCAGCAACUGUGUUUUUCUCCAUUUUCAUGGCUCUGUGGGCUGUUCUCUUCAUGGAGCACUGGAAGAGACGACAGAUGCGACUUAACUAUGUCUGGGACCUGACAGCCUUCGGAGAGGAAGAGGAGGAGGAACAUAAGGACCACAACCGAGCCGAGUAUGAGUUGCGUGUCAUGCAAAAAGCAAUGAGACAAGAAAAUUCAACCUCGAAGGGUGAGAAGGUGAAGCUGACUUGUACAGACAGACUGCCAGCUUACUUGAAUACUGUUGCCAUGAUGGCUUUCAUGAUCACAGUGACAUUUGUCAUUGUUUUUGGAGUUGUCCUCUACCGAAUUAGCAUUAAAACAGCCUUGCACAUCAGCACCUACCCUGCAGCACAGUACAACGUCCGAGCCACCGUCAAAACCACAGCUGCCAUCAUCAACCUCAUCGUCAUCAUCAUCUUAGAUGAAAUCUAUGGCGCUAUUGCACGCUGGCUCACGGUACUAGAGGUUCCAAAAACAGACAAAAGCUUUGAAGAGCGGCUUAUCUUCAAGACAUUUGUUUUGAAGUUUGUCAAUGCUUUUACGCCUAUUGUUUAUUUGGCUUUUUUUAGGGGCAGGCUUGUGGGGCGGCCAGGAAACUACGUGUAUGUUGUAGCAUCAUACAGAAUGGAAGAGUGUGCCCACGCAGGCUGCCUAAUGGAGUUAUGCAUCCAGUUAUGUAUCACCAUGCUCGGCAAGCAGCUCAUCCAAAACAACCUGUUUGAGAUUGGCAUACCCAAGCUGAAAAAAAUGCUACGUAAGAAAAAGUCUGCGCUGGACAAACAGCAACAAGAAGAGUUGACCAAAUCCUUGCAGCAACACGAGAAAGACCAUUUGCUCGGUCCUUUUGUUGGUCUCAAUCCAGAGUACAUGGAAAUGAUCAUCCAGUUUGGGAUGGUGACUCUUUUUGUGGCCUCGUUUCCUCUGGCUCCACUCUUUGCUCUUCUGAAUAACAUCAUUGAGAUACGCCUGGAUGCCAAAAAGUUUGUGACGGAGCUCCGGAGGCCGAUUGCAGUCAAAGCCAAAACCAUCGGUAUCUGGUACAAGCUGUUAAGGGGCCUGAGCAAGGUGGCAGUCAUCGUGAAUGCUUUUGUCAUCUCCUUCACAUCUGACUUCAUCCCACGGCUUGUGUACCAGUACAUGUACAGUCCUGAUGGCACCAUGCACGGCUUUGUCAAUCACUCUUUGUCUUACUUCAACGUGAGUGACUUUCAGCCAGGCACAGACCCUUUGAAGCCAAUGAACCUAGGCCAUAAGGUAGAAAUAUGCAGGUAUAAAGACUACAGAGAGCCACCCUGGUCCAGCACAUCGUAUGAUCUCUCCAAGGAGUUCUGGGCCAUUCUUGCUGUUCGCCUUGGUUUUGUUGUUGUCUUUCAGAAUGUGGUGAUGCUCAUGAGUGACUUUGUGGAUUGGCUGAUCCCAGACAUACCGAAGGACAUCAGCCUCCAGAUCCACAAGGAGAAGGUCCUCAUGGUGGAGUUAUUCAUGAAAGAAGAGCAUGGAAAGAGCCUCGCUCUCCGGGACAGUCACAACCAUAACAGUUGUACUUCCCCAUCUUCCUCAAGCCAGAGCCCACAACAACCACGCUCUCGGCCCGUGUCAAACGCAAACUGUUAUUAAACUAUCAGCUGUAAGCAUCUGGAAAAAUAAGCACAAAUUGCUCAAAAUACAGGAUGGGCCUUAACUAGUGCUGGGUGAUAUGGCCUCAAUUUCAAAUCCCAAUAGUUCUUUCCGAAUGUCGAUAUUUGGUAUGACUCGAUAUUUAUAAAUGUGUAAAACUGGACCAGACUACAUUGAUGUACAUUACAAAGGAGGUUUAUUUAACAGUUACGAAGAUCACAAAUAAAGAAAUUACUUUUCCCUGCAGAUAUUUGAAAAUAUAAUGAUCCCAAAAUAAGAGAAGCCACUGUAGCAAGCUGACCCGAUUCUCCUCAUCCAGCUCCCUUGAAAUGAAGUCCUUGUGCAAUUGUCUCGCCGGUAUGAUCUUUGGGUGCAUCUGCAAACGGAUACUUUUCAUUCCUACUCCCCAAAGUACUCAAGUACGUUGCACUCUGCGGCUACUCCACCGGUCGGUAGUUGUAAAAAAAGUGUUCUACAGCCGACACGCUUCCCGUUACUUUCUCCCUGGCGUUACUGUAAAGUUCAAGCAAUGCUUCCUCUGUGAAAUAUUUCCCGCUAGGCAACUGGUAUACGGGAUACCAUUUUUUUUCAUCAAGUUUUUGAAUUAAUCUGUUUCCACUGUAUAAAUAGGACUCAUGUCCUUGGCUACAGUAUAAAGAAUGAGAUUGUUGACGUUACCUCCGUCCAUUUGGUGUUUGACCUCUCAUAACGAGAGGAGCUGAACGUAGAUUCUGUUAAGUUUAUUUUGAAACCUUUUUUGGGGCGGUCACAGGAGCGGCACAGUGAGUCGCAGCUCUCUUUAGUGGGAUAAAUGCACUUGAUAACGUGCUUCAUCUUCAGGUGAUUUUGCACGGAUAUGCCUGUUUUCGUUCCAAAUGAUAGACGUAACAAUGCCCUUUUUUGGGUCUAUUUCUGACUCGCUAGUCGCUAGCCGCUAACAUCUUCUCCAUGUUGUCUCUGCGCAAUAAGAGCUGCCGCAGAAGUCUCGCGGAGCAACAAAAUCUCACGGGGUAGCGAAAAGUCUGGAAAAUAAAGCCAAUGAUCCCCUUUUUCCAUAUCAAGCAAUAAUCAAAUACACUGUGUAACAAAAUGUUUACAUUUUUCUGUCUUUGGUCAGUGAAUGUUAUUUCCUAUUUGCUUUCAUCUAGAAAACAAACAAAACCAAAAUAAUGAUUCCCUUUAAAGUUUGUUUUUUCUGAACUGGGCGGCAAUGUUUUGAAAUUAACCUACUUUCCCUUGCAUUCCGACAGAUUCCGCACAAACUUGGUCAAGGAAAAAUUCAAAGAGCUUUCUAGAAAUGUCAAGAACCUUACAAACGGUCCUAAACGUUCCAUGAACUUCUAGAACAUCCUGGCAACGUCGAUGGCAGCAUAAAUGCAGGGAACGUCCGCUCACCAGAUCAGUUUACUUCGAGCCGUCACAGUACAGAAAAGUCGAUCGUCACUCGUCAUUGCGAUCCGCAUUAGUCACGCAUGGCAUCAAGAAGUUGUAAGCAUCUGGCAGACGCAUUUUUCGACAUCGGUGGCGAAUUUAUCAAGACUAGAGCUAUAAAGUACUCAGAAAACGCACGGGGCCUACGAUGCAUAUUUUGGCAUGUCUGUCGGGGAUCUCCGAGGCGUUUCCUUGUUAUCUUUUGCCUUCGGGACAGCAGGGACAGCGUGGCACACGACCACAAGCGGAACUGGCCACAGCAGACCGAGUUUAGUGUGGGGAAGCACAAUGUCAAAUGGGAGCCAUUGUUGGAGCCCAGAAAAGUACUGUUUCCUCCACUUCACUUAAAACGGUCUUAUGCGACAAUUGGUCAGAGCUCUAGAUAAGUCGUCCGCAGCUUUCAAGUAUCGUCAAGAUUUCUUCCCUAAACUGUCUGCAGCAAAAGUUGAAGCCGGUGUCUUUGUCGGUCCACAAAUGAAAAAGAUCAUGGAGUGCAAGGAGUUUCCCAAGAUACUCACAAAGGCGAAGAAAGCAGCGUGGGACAGUUUAGGGAAAAUCAAUGCUACAAUUGAAUCAUGUUGUUUUGUAUCUACUUUGUGCAAAUCAGAGUUCCAAUUUGCACAUUUAAUACAAAUCAUUAUCCCGGACACAAAAGCAAAGUUCGAAAUGAAUAUGAGUAUUUUUUUCAGGUUUUCUAGACAUAAACAAAUAGAAAAUAACAGUUCCUACCCAAGGACAAACAUUGUGUUACAUUGUGGUAUUGAUCGAAUCGAGCUUAACAAUAUAUUACCCAGCACUAGCCUUAGCUUUUUAUACAUAGAAAAACAAAUGUUUUUAAUGAAAAACGUUUUGGGUGUCUAAAACAUUUUAAAAAAAAAUAAUAAAAACUAUGCAUGUAAACUUAUGGCCCACCUGCGCUAUAAAACUGCAAACAAGUCUGCUUUCAACCACAAUAGCUAUUAAAUGUUAUGCUAUUCGAUGAAAGCAGCUUCUGUAUUUUGGGUUUUUCCGAUUUUUUUUUUUUUGUAGGAAUUAUCUAAAUCGAAAGCUUAAUGUAAUCACAGUAUGAUUUAUCCUUUUAGUUUGUUUCCAACGUGAUUACAAUGUUAAGAUGUCAUGUUUUUCUUGAAUAUGAUUUUGUCUCAGUAAUGAAUCAUUAUAUUGUCUGGUGUAAUUUAUUAAUUUGUCAUGAGGAUUGUAUAGUGAGGCAGCAUGUUGGACUACUGGUGAGCAUGUCUGCCUCACAGUUCUGAGGUUCACUGUUUGAAUCUCAGUUCAGGCCAUCUUUGUGCGGUUUCCAUGUUCUUCCUGUGCUGGUGUGAGUUGUCACUUGGUACUCUGGCUUCGUCCUAUAUUUCAAAAACCUGCAUUGUUAUGUUAACCGAAGACUAAAUUGUCGAUAGGUGUGACAGUGGUAAUGGUGGUUUGUCUAUAUUUGCUCCGCUAUUCACAGGUGUGUGUGUGUGUGUGUAUAUAUAUAUAUAUAUAUAUCUGCGAUUGGCUGGCGACCAGUUCAGGGUGUACCCCGCCUCUCGCCCGGAGAUAGCUGGGAUAGGCUCCAGCACGCCCACGACCCUAAAUGAAUCCAUCCAUCCAUUUCCUGUACCACUUAUGAUUACUGAUGACCUUCAGUCCUGUUCAAUGAAGAAAUCACUCAAACAGUUUGUCCUGACAAAAUCAAGUCAGACAAAAGAUCUUAUAAAGCUACAACAAAAUGACACGAUGCAAAGACAAUUCACAAAUAAAGUAAUUGACAUCUAUCAGUCUGGAGAGGGUUGCAAAAGCCAUUACUAAAGCUUUAGGAUUCAAGCGAACCAUAGGGAGAGCCAUUAUCCUCACAUGGAGAAAACAUGGAACAGUGGUGAUCCUUCCCAGGAGUGGCCGGCCGACAAAGAUGACCUCGAGAACAGUAAUGACUCAUCCAGGAGGCUAAAAAAAGAAACUCAGGAGCACUUCUAAAGAACUGCAGGCCUCCCUUGCCUCAGUUCAGGUCAGUGUUCAUGACACAACAUGACAAGGAAGAGGAUGCAGCAGGAUAACCAUCCAAAACACCCCAGCAAGUCAACUUCUAAGUGGCUUUUUAAAAAAGGAAGGUUUUGGAUUGGGCUAGUCCAAGUUCAGACUAGAAUCCGAAUAAAAUGCUGUGACAUGACCUUAAAAAGGCUGUUCAUGCUCGAAAACCUUCCAUUUUUGCACUGAAUGCAAACAAUUCUGCAAGGAAGAGUGGGCCAAAACAAGCGGGGUACACCCUGAACUGUGACAUGGCGUAUGUUAGAUAGCGAUGUGACAUCGCCAUGAUAUGGACCAAUCAGAGCCAAACUGUUUUCCAUAUUUAAAUCAGGGAAGAUGAGUGAUCUAAUCAGAGCAAAGCUCAUUUACAUGUGACAUAAUACGGAGAAACCCAACUGCCGCAAAUCCCAGGCAGAAAAUACCAACUGGAAUAGCUUGAAAAAGGACACUUUGGGCAUUUCCAACCAAAAUUAUCAUGCAAACCUGAUUAAAGCACAUCAAAGAUGAUCAAAAUUAAGAUCCGCAUCUCACUGGCCGAGAGACUAGUUGCCAAACGAGGAGAGUUGAGUCUUCGCUGAUUGCGGAGACGUCUCCGUGACAUCUUCGGGACUAUCCUCGAGGCAAGCUGUGUCGCCAGGGAGUCGCAGUGAAAUUGAACAUCGGAGACCUUUUGGAGACUCCUCUAUAUGCUCACUAUAGAAUAAAGUUGAAAGUAUUUUAAUGUCACAA
Molecule: messenger RNA, 7385 nt
Organism: Phyllopteryx taeniolatus (common seadragon)
Lineage: Eukaryota; Metazoa; Chordata; Actinopteri; Syngnathiformes; Syngnathidae
Gene: ano1a
Product: anoctamin 1, calcium activated chloride channel a
Exons: 27
Coding region: 357-3215 (952 amino acids)
Biological process (GO): chloride transmembrane transport
Cellular component (GO): plasma membrane
Molecular function (GO): protein dimerization activity; chloride channel activity
Source: RefSeq, a predicted model, not a curated record